Molecule: messenger RNA, 2780 nt
Organism: Durio zibethinus
Lineage: Eukaryota; Viridiplantae; Streptophyta; Magnoliopsida; Malvales; Malvaceae
Product: calcium-dependent protein kinase 26-like
Biological process (GO): protein phosphorylation
Molecular function (GO): ATP binding; protein kinase activity
Source: RefSeq, a predicted model, not a curated record
AACUUCGGGUCCGAGGAGAGAGUGCUCCUUCCAUUCCAAAAAACAGAAGGGAACAAACGACAAAAAAACGUAGGUAACCAACAGCGUUACCUCAAAGCCUCAGGUUCAACGCAUUGUUUCAACUCUUUCUUCUUUGUUCCUUUGAAAAAAAAAAUCCUCGUAAACAAACUUAAAAAAGAAGAGACCAAAAAGAAGAGCCCACAGAUAGAGGUCUGCCUUGGGGGAGCUUUCUGCCACUGCUCCAACGGACGUCUUCUUCUUCUUCUGUGGUGCUCUUAUCUCUAGCAAGUGCUUUUUAGCUGAUGGAUAUUGGUGCUUUUGAGGUGUGGAGCUGAUUUGGGUUGAAGAGGCUGGUUCUUUUAGAUCCAGGCCAUCUGAUGAGAACUAAGAUGAAUGCUCAGCUGUGCAUUUGAGAUCGUGAUGUUUUGGGGUUACUGUUCACGUUUUAAUGUCAUGCUGUCUUGAUUUUUGGUAUCAAGUUCUCCCCUUUUAGCGUUGGUGUCAAAGUUCAACAACUAGCCAAGAAAGUCUUAUGUUUUAGGAGUCUUGACCUCAAGUAUGGAUUUGGUGGAAGAGUUAUGUGAACAGAAAAAUAUAUAAAUUUUGACCUAAAAAAUGGACUAGCUUGUUUCAUUGGGAGACUAAGUUAGUUGGUAAUAAGCUGCCAAAAACAUAGGGUAAUAAGCUGAGAUUCUGAAUCAGUUUUGGAUUGGUUGGACAGCUAGAAAGUGUUAUGGCUGUUGCCAAGAGCAGCAGCAUCAGUGAAACGUUAAAGCAGCCGUGCAAUUGCUACAAAGUUGCAAGCUUGAGUGAAACAAUUUUGGAGACUGAUCAGACUGCAAAUUUGAAAGAUCGAUACAUUCUUGGAGAGCAACUGGGCUGGGGUCAAUUUGGUAUUAUUAGGUUGUGCUCGGAUAAGUUGACAAGAGAGGUACUGGCAUGCAAAUCGAUAUCUAAAGAUAGAUUAGUAACCUCUGAUGAUGUACGGUGUGUAAAGCUUGAAAUUGAAAUAAUGACAAGGUUAUCAGGGCAUCCAAAUGUUGUAGAUCUCAAGGCUGUUUAUGAGGAUGAGGACUAUGUUCAUUUGGUGAUGGAGCUUUGUGCAGGAGGGGAGCUUUUCCACCGGUUAGAGAAGUAUGGGCAUUUCUCUGAGGCAGAGGCUAGAGUUCUCUUCAGGCAUCUCAUGCGAGUGGUCCUAUAUUGUCAUGAAAUUGGGGUUGUUCAUAGAGAUUUAAAGCCAGAGAAUAUCCUCUUAGCUACAAAAGCCUCAUCAUCGCCAAUUAAACUAGCAGAUUUUGGCCUUGCAACAUAUAUUAAACCUGGGCAGUGUUUGCAUGGGACUGUUGGGAGUCCAUUUUAUAUAGCACCUGAGGUUUUGGUAGGGGGAUAUAAUCAGGCUGCCGAUGUUUGGAGUGCUGGGGUGAUUCUGUACAUACUUAUUAACGGGACACCACCAUUUUGGGGUAAGACGAAGUCACGAAUCUUUGAUGCUGUGAGGGCAGCUGAUCUGCAGUUCCCGUCAGAUCCUUGGGAUCGCAUUUCUGAUUCUGCAAAGAAUUUAGUCAGGGGAAUGCUCAAUACUGAUCCUUUUCAACGACUCACUGCUCUACAGGUUCUAGAUCAUUUAUGGAUGAAGAAUGAUGAAUCUUGUCAUGAAGAAUCAAAUGAGCUUGUAUACCAAAGUUGUGGAGGGUGGGAAUUCGGUAGUGGCUCAUUCUCUUUGUCUAGGGAUCAGGAUAUCAGCUUUGGUGCUGGAUCUCCAAUCAUUUAUGAUGUUCAGUCACCUGCACUCACAUGCAGAACUUCUUUUUCUUCUUUCUUGGUGGAACCAUCUAUGCCUUGCUUUGCACCAGGUGGAUUUUCUUUCCGCAGCGGUAGUUCUGAUGCCUUAGAAUUUUCGACUCCUGUGCCCUCAAUGCCAAGCUUUGCGUUCUUCAGUCCUAGUUCAGUGGUUGAGCAAGGGAGCUGCAAAUUAGAUUUCUCAACCAACAUUACCCGGAUGGAGAGAAUUCAUGGAGAUGCAGGCUUGGAUAAGCUACUCAUGUUACCAGAUUCUUCUCCUUGCUGUGGGCCCGAGGCAAGAGAAAUAGAAAACAAGACAGCUGAAUUUAGAAGGACAGGGGGAUUAGGUGGGUCUAGGAUGUUGGCCUUUCACAGCAAGAGGAACCGCACUAUUGGCCAUGGUGAGCGAGAACAACUUGAUUUCAUAGUGGCUGAAUCAGUUAUCCGAUGGGCAUCAUGCACAAAUCUCCCGACUGCCACAUCCCUCAGGUCAUCUCUUGUGUGUUGAGCUGUCAGUGUGAGUCAGUAUAGUUCUGACGGAGGCUAACAUUUGCAGAAACUGCAUUUCUGUGUAAAAUUUUUAUAGCUAAUUCCUGUAUUAGGUUGUGUUUUGUGCCCAUAUUUCUGAUUGCUGGUGCUUAGCACCAGCUUUAAAUGAGUGGUAUUGAGAGUUAUCCCACCGGGAGUGCUGCUUCUAGAUUUUUCACUGGCAGAUACUUGGUAGGAAGAGAGUAACCAGUUGUGGCUACCGGGGUCUUGCUUUGUGUAUAAACGAAUAGUAGUUUUCCCUGUUUCAUCUUUUGCCAUUGUAUCAACUGUAAUAUUAUGUAUCUUUUCCCCUUGUUAUGUUUUUUGAGUCUCAUCUAGAGAAGGCAAAAAAACUCGUACCCGACGGAUUUUAACCCGAUCGGAUUUAUUAGGGUCGAUUUUUUUCUUUUGAAAAUUAGGUAUCGGGUCAGGUCGGGUGACAUGAAAAAAAAGUUAGAAUCGAGUUUUAG